AUGCCAAAUCGCCGACGUACGAACGUGUACACUUACGAUUGCGAUGCGUCAUUCACUGCCGAACUUGAAAGCGACGACUACAACAACGACGUCUUCGUACGAAGGAGCAGAAAUGUGGCUCGGGCACCGACACAGACCGAUAUCGGCGAUCUCUGCGAUGACGAUUUGGAUGUGGAAGACCAAAUCAGGUUAUUUGAUGGCAAUAUUCAGUCAACUGACCCUGGGACAACGGUGCUUCUUGAUGCCGUGGAGGAGCAGUGGCGACAGUAUAUGCGCGCAAAAGAAACGCGGAAUCAAGAAGAAGAGCUCUUUGGCACAUACUGGAAGGUCUUUCGACUCUUCUUCGAGAGAGCCGUUCUUCGAGAUUUAGGGAAGGAACACCGUUUGAUCGAGCAGCGGCGAGAUAAUCGUUGUAUAACGAUCGACAAUCUCAAGCAGCGGAUCAGGGCGACUCUGAGCACGACAAAUAAGUCGUUAAAGCUUGGAGAGCUGCGCAUCCUCGCCGUGCUCUUUGUCCUUCUGCUUGCUCCGGCCGGUUCUCGCCCAGAAGCGACUCUGAACCUGCGGUUCAAGGACAUCAGGGUCGUUCUGGCCAGAGACCCAGAAGGCGGACCACACAAACUUCCCUCCGCUUUACUCUGGAGUUCACCAAAAGCUAUCUUGGUGAGAAGGAACAUUGAGAAAACAUACUCCAUCCCCGAGACGAUGUUCGAUCCGUUCUUGCUCCUAAUCCUCCAUGUAUUCCUCCUAAGCGUCCUCUUCCAACAUCGAGCUUUCAAUGCAUGCAGCCUCACCUCGCCGCACCAUCUUGAUAACCUCGAUAUACGUCCUGGCGAGCGGGAGCUGCCACUGCCGUCAAGGGAGGACCUGAACGAUAUCUUCAUAUUUCGUCGGGCCAUCGAGACAUUGACGGGCUAUCAAAUUUCCACCAACGAUCGUAUUACCUCUGAGAUGAUGGCGGCGUGGAUUCAGAGAAUCGGCGAAAUACUUGGGAUCGAGUACCCUACGAUAGCGUAUAACCUACGUUAUAAUGCUGCCAACGCGUUCGAUCAAAGCGUCGACGUCAGCGAAGCUCUCCGGAAUCUCGCUCUAGGACAUGGCAACUCCGAUCCUUUCCAGAGACACUACCUCGGACGUAACAUUUUGGCCGACCUUUGGGGCGUCCUCCGGGGGCAGAAGCCACAACAGGCGCUCAAGAAGCAGUCUUGCAGCAUAGGUCUCUCCAUCUCCGAGCAACUGCCGCAAGGCUCCAAACAGUACAACAAAGUCAAUCGAGCGAGGCAGAACGAAAAGCCGAGGCUUCGGAGAGAACUCAAACAGGAAAUCAGAGACGAGUGGACUGACAAGCAAGCCACAGACGACAUCGAGCGUCAGAUACAUGGUAUCGGAUUUGCCAACCCUGCGACGGACAACACCUGUCGACCUCAGGGCCCAGCCCAAAGACACCUGAUGACGAAACUCACCGCCCCGAUCGUGACCACGCUCGAAGGUCAAUACCGACGGAGGGAUGAAGCUAUCGAGGCUGUUUCCGCAUAUUAUCUUGUCCAGGAAGGAUGUACUGCUGCAGUUCGUUACUCUACUUCUGAUCCGCCUGAGGGCGGCCAGCUGGACCUCGCCACACGAUCCGUUUUCAUCACUAACGAUCAGGAGUGGCUCAAGAGAUACUUUGUCUAUAUUAGCCGGGCCUUAGAUUUACCUCCGGAUAACGGGGGACAGUUAGACAAUCUCACCCUUGAGUUCUACACGUAUAAUAACUUGACCAAACACUUUCGGCAUAAAUACUUGUCCAAAAUUGCGGACGGUAAUGAACGGAGUGCAAGAUUUAUAAAAUAA
This is a messenger RNA of Colletotrichum phormii, 1833 nucleotides long. RefSeq lists its product as uncharacterized. The transcript is spliced from 7 exons. NCBI's taxonomy places the organism in Eukaryota, Fungi, Ascomycota, Sordariomycetes, Glomerellales, Glomerellaceae. The record is from RefSeq and is a predicted model, not a curated record. The coding region runs from base 1 to 1833 and encodes 610 amino acids.